Neofelis nebulosa (Clouded leopard) is the source of this 8834-nucleotide messenger RNA. Its product is annotated as zinc finger protein 596-like. Gene Ontology annotation, molecular function: RNA polymerase II cis-regulatory region sequence-specific DNA binding; DNA-binding transcription repressor activity, RNA polymerase II-specific. Gene Ontology annotation, biological process: negative regulation of transcription by RNA polymerase II. The record is from RefSeq and is a predicted model, not a curated record. The transcript has 8 exons. The coding region runs from base 3538 to 5748 and encodes 736 amino acids. NCBI's taxonomy places the organism in Eukaryota, Metazoa, Chordata, Mammalia, Carnivora, Felidae.
UGACUUCUCUCUGGCUAUGAAAGUCCUGGAUGGCAUCUUCCAACAGAAGGCUUCCAGUAGAUUUUCCAACUUAAAAGCUGUUGGUCGGUGCAGCCACCAGCAUGAAUUGUCUCAGCCAGAUCCUCUGGAUAACUGGUUGCAGCUUCUGUAUCAGCACUCGCUGCCUCACCUUGCAGUUUUAUGUUAUGGAGACUUCUUUUCCUUACUCCCACCAACCAUCCUCUGCUCGCAUCAGAUGUUUUUCUGAAGUUUCUUCACCUCCCUCAUCCUUCAGAGAAUUAAUUGAAGAGAGUCAGGGCCUUGCUCUGGAUUAGGCUUUGGCUUCAGGGAAUGGUGACCUUCUAUACAGACCACACAAACCUUCUCCAUAUCUACAAUAGGUCUGUUUCAGUUCACUUUCUUUUUUUUAAUGUGUAUUUAUUUUUGAGAUAGAGACAGAGCACGAGCAGAGGAGGGGCAGAGAGAGAGAGACACACACAAAAUCCUAAGCAGGCUCCAGACUCUGAGCUGUCAGCACAGAGCCCGACACGGGGCCGGAUCCCAUGAACCGUGAGAUCGUGACCUGAGCCGAAGUCGGACGCUUAACUGACUGAGCCACCCAGGCUCCCCUCACUUCACAUUCUUAUCACCCAUGUGUUCACUGGAGUUGCAUUUUUAAUUUCCUUCAAGGACUCUUCCUUUGCAUUCACAGCUUGGCUGACUUUUUGGCACAAGACACCUAGCUUUCAGCCUGUCUCUGCUUUCAGCGUGCCUUUCUCACGAAGCUCAUUCAUUUCUAGCUCUUGAUUUAACGGGACAGACCUUGAACACUUAGGAGGCCGGUGUAGGGCUGUCUCAUGGAAAAGAGGCCCCAGGAGAGGAGGAGGGGGACAGCUGGUAGGUGGAGCAGUCAGAAUACACACAACACUUACUGAUUAAGGUAGCCCACACCUAUGGGCACAGCUCGUGGCACCCCAAAACAAUUGCAAUAGUAACAUCAAAGAUCACUGAGCACAGACCACAGUAACAAAUAUGAUAAUGAAAAUGUUUUAAAUAUUGUGAGAAUUCCCAAAAUGUGACACAGAGAUAAUGUGAGCAAUUGCCCUUGGAAAAAUGGCACCGAGCAACAUGGCGUUGCCACACACCUUUGUGAAAAGCAGUAUCUGUAAAGCACAAUACAACAAAGUGUGCCUGCCUGUAGUUAAGACCUGGAGGAGAAGAGGUUCUCUAUUCUUCUGGGCCCAGGCCACCGCCUUCAGCAGCCCCCUCCUCUUCAUCUCCAGGCAAGCAAAUGAAAUCCUAGAGCAGACCCUUCCUCUUCUCCAAGUCACAUUUAGUUGACAUGCUACCGACUGCCAUGCUCUACACGCACAAAAUAUGAUAGGUUCCAUGAAUAAAUUAUACCUUCAAUGUUCAUUUUCCCAUACAUAGGAUGUGUUUCAACUAUUUUUGAAUAAUACGAAAAAGUAUAUACGUCUUAGGAUCUGUCUUCAUAUAUAAAAGAAUAAAUUACUUGUGAAGGAAAAUCAGGCAAUGUAUUUUCAUUUCAGGCACAGGCAUUUGGUUCCCAAAAGAACAGUUUGUCCUUUUUUUCUUCUUAAUGUGUUUGUAUCAAAUAUAAAAGUGAACCUCUAGUAACUCUCAAAAGGGAGCAUAAUUUUUACAGCGGGAAUUUAAGGUAAUCAGGUUCUCGUUUCCCUGGUUCUCUGACACGUUCCUGUCUUGCCAGCCUGGUCACACUGCACCAUCCUUGAGGCAAUGAGGGCUUCUGCUCAUCAGAAAGGAGUGUCUGCGGUAGGAGACUGUGGACCAGGCUUGUGCCACACAGAGAGUGGAGCUCUAUUAGAGAGUAAAAAGGAUACGUGGUCAGAUCCUGCGUUGUUUAAAAGCUCAUUUAGAAGAGAUCAUUUAAAGAAAUUUUUAAAAAACAAGAAAACUUUGUGUACAGAAUCCCAAAGGAUGUCAUAUCUUUUAGGAAAACUUGUAGUAGAAAAUACAGAUGUUUUAGUCAGUUUCCUAAAAACUUAUUUGAGCAAAGCCUUAGGACUCCCCAUGGAGGUAGGCAGGAGCACUAUUAGAGACUUUCCCCCCUCCCCUGGUAACAGAACUUGUGUAAAAUUGCUGAGAGAAGCCAAACCAUUUGUGUCCCAGGGGCUGAGAGCAAACUACAGUCAGGUGAGUUGGGUGGACUGGAUGGGGAGGCAGGCUAGUGGAUUUCUGAAGAUGAUGGCAGGUCUAAAGGUCCUUCUUGUAAGGCCAGUGAGAAAGCAGGGAAGAAGUUAAAGCUGGAGAGUGUUAGGAAUGAAAUUUGUGCUUGUAAGUGAUAUUAGCCCCACCCAGCAGCCUCUGGAGAGGGGAGUGGUUGAUGGAGGUUGAGCUCUAGAAACACUCUUGAACACUGGAGACCAACCUGCAGGCUGGUGAGAGCUUCCAUCUGCUGGAGGGUAAUCCUGCCCACCUCCAUGGGGACUGAUGGAUCCUGCCCUGGGGACCCUUCUGGACCUCACCCGUGUACCUCUUCAUCUGACUGUUCAUCCUUGUAAUAAACCAGUAAAACUGAGUAAAGUGUUUUCCUAAAUUCUAGGAGUCAUUCUAGAAAAUUGCCAAGCCUAAUUUGAGGGAUUGUGGGAACCCUUGAAUCCACAAUGCUCUCGGCAGAAAAUGUGGGCGGCCUGGGCACUACAUUUAUGGUUGGCAUCUGAAGUAGAGGAAGUCUCAUGGGGCUAAGACUUUGAACUUGUGGGAUCUGAUGCUGACUCCAGGAAGAUGGUGUCAGAAUGAACUGAAUCCUUGGACACCCAGGCAGUGUCAGAGAAUUAGUUGCUGGUAUGAAGAAAACUAUACGAAUUUUUAGAUUUUGAGAAAUCUAUGACUGUUGUCUGUUACAGGGUGUUGGUCAGUAAGUGGGUGGAAGAAAUGGACGUAUAAGGAAGGUAAGAAGGCAGAACUAACAAAAUACGCUUUUUUUUGUCUCAGAUGUUAUUGAGCACGAGCCAUGUAACCAGGCAUUGGGAUAGGUCAUGCGUAUGCAGUUAGAAUAAAACAGCUUUUUUUAUUUUUGGGGGGUGGAUGCAUGCAGAAAGGAUUACAUGGGGAUUGAAGUGGGCACUAAAAGGAAUGGAAUUAGGGGCUGAUAGACUUCAAGUGGUGUCAGAGGAUUGUAGGUUCCCAGGUGUGAGGAGAACCUGGGCAUGGGGAAUGAUUCUGUGGACAAGCUGGAAUGAGAGAGGCUGUGAUUGCUGGAGGGAUCUCAGAUUCUUCAUCUGAGGGGGGGAAUUCCUGCUUUUCCUGCAUAUGGUUUGCACUCUCUGUGAGUGGAAAUCCGGAGGAAGAGACGUGGUGGCCGAACUCUUGAUGAUGCAACUGCAGUGUAUGGGCUUGGUUGGGGGGUGAUUUACCUGUGGGCCAUGGUAGUGGCUGCAGUGACCUCGGCACGUGGUGACAGGUGCUAGAGAUGAGCAGGACCAGCAGUUUACACUCCACUGAGGAGGCGGGCCUUUGAGCAGAAAAACGGGAUUAACAUACAGAGGAUUGAUGCAGUGAUCAUUGUUGUUAAGAAUGGAGAGCUCACUGCAGGAGAGAUCACUGUGGGGCCAUCCUUCGGACGAGCCAUCUCAGGAGCCCCUAACCGGACCGCAGGACCUGUCUGCCCUGAUACCUUAUAAAGAACAAGAAUCUGUGACCUACAAAGAUGUAGCUGUAGACUUCACCCAGGAAGAGUGGGCCCUGAUGGACACAUCCCAGAGAACGCUGUACAGAGAUGUGACGCUGGAAAACAUUAGUCAUCUGGUCUCUGUGGGGUGUCAUUUCUUCAGAUCAGAUGUGAUCUCCCAGUGGGAGCAAAGAGGGGAGCUGUGGAGGGAAGAAAGAGGACCUCCCCAAGGCUGGAGUCCAGGCAUGAAAAACAGCCAUAACAAGCAAGAAAUAAUACCUAUGCAAGAUAUCUGCAUGAACGACCCACCUAACUGCUGGACAGUACAGAAAUGUCACACGGGAGAAGACCUCUCCAUAUAUAGUGGGUUCGAUGAAGUUUUUACUCACACGUACACAUUGACUCAACAUGUCUUAACUCACACUGUACGGAAACCCUAUAAAUGUAAUGAAUGUGGAAAACACUUCACCCGAAAUGCCAACCUUCGUACUCAUAAAAUAACUCACACAGGAGAGAAUCCAUUUGCUUGUAAUCAGUGUGGGAGGCGCUUCAGGUAUUUUUCAUCUUUAACUAGACAUAAGCGAAUUCAUACUGGAGAGAAGCCUUAUGAAUGUCGUCUAUGUGGCAAAGCCUUUGUUCGAAGUUCCAUUAAACGACAUGAGAGAACUCACACUGGAGAGAAACCAUUUAAAUGUCAUCUAUGUGGAAAAGGCUUCGUUACUAGGUCUAAUCUUCGAGAACAUGAGAGAACUCACACCGGAGAAAAACCAUAUACAUGUCAUCAGUGUGGAAAAGCCUUUGUUACAAGCUCUAAUCUUCGAGAACAUGAGAGAACUCACAGUGGAGAGAAACCAUAUAAGUGUCAUCUAUGUGGAAAAGCCUUUGUUCAAAGCUCUUGUCUUAGAGACCAUGAGAGAAUUCAUACUGGAGAGAAACCGUAUAAAUGUCCUAUAUGUGGAAGAGCCUUUGUUACAAGCUCUUGUCUUCGAAAACAUGAGAGAACUCACACUGGAGAGAGACCAUAUGCAUGUCAUCUAUGUGGAAAAGCUUUUAUUCAAAGCUCUAAUCUUAGAGACCACGAGAGAACUCACACUGGAGAGAAACCAUACACUUGUCAUCUAUGUGGAAAAGCCUUUGUUACAAGCUCUAAUCUUCGAGAACAUGAGAGAACUCACAGUGGAGAGAAACCAUACAAAUGUCAUCUAUGUGGAAAAGCCUUUGUUCAAAGUUCUUAUCUUAGAGACCAUGAGAGAACUCACACCGGAGAGAAACCAUAUAAAUGUCAUCUAUGUGGAAAAGCCUUUGUUACAAGCUCUUGUCUUAGAAAACAUGAGAGAACUCACACUGGUGAGAAACCAUAUACAUGUCAUCUAUGCGGAAAAUCCUUUGUUCAAAGUUCUAAUCUUCGAGAACAUGAGAGAACUCACACUGGUGAGAAACCAUACAAAUGUCAUCUAUGUGGAAAAGCCUUUGUUACAAGCUCUAAUCUUAGAAAGCACGAGAAAACUCACACUGGAGAGAAACCAUAUACAUGUCACCUAUGUGGAAAAGCCUUUGUUCAAAGCUCUUAUCUUAGAGAACAUGAGAGGAUUCACACUGGAGAGAAACCAUAUACAUGUCAUCUAUGUGGAAAAGCCUUUGUUCAAAGCUCUUGUCUUAGAAAACAUGAGAGAGCUCACACUGGAGAGGAACAGUAUAUAUGUCAUCUAUGUGGAAAAGCCUUUGUUACAAGCUCUGAUCUUAGAGACCAUGAAGGAACUCACACUGGAGAGGAACAAUAUAUAUGUCAUCUAUGUGGAAAAGCCUUUGUUACAAACUCUGAUCUUAGAGACCAUGAGGACACUCACACUGGAGAGGAACAAUAUAUAUGCCAUCUAUGUGGAAAAGCCUUUGUUACAAAUUCUGAUCUUAGAGACCAUGAGGGGACUCACACUGGAGAGGAACAAUAUAUAUGUCAUCUAUGUGGAAAAGCCUUUGUUACAAAUUCUGAUCUUAGAGACCAUGAGGGGACUCACACUGGAGAGGAACAAUAUAUUUGUCAUCUAUGUGGAAAAGCCUUUGUUACAAGCUCCGAUCUUAGAGACCAUGAGGGAACUCACUUUAAUUAUAGUGAGUGAACAUGGAAGUGCCUUUAGCCACAGCUCUAACGUAAUAUCAACCACAAGACUCAUGUGGGGGAAGUUCUAUGGUCAUAUUCAUUAUGGAAAUGCCUUCAUUUUUAAUUUAUCCUUACAUAACAUGAGUGAACUGCAUGUGGAGGAACCCUAUAUUUAUAAUCAAGGAGGAAGAGACAUUAGCUGGUCUCUGGUCAUAGGGUGGACAAGAAAAUCCAGUAUGAAUAAUAAUCUAAUCUCCCUUAAAUGGGAAAUUACACAGGAAAAUCUUUACAGAAGGAGAUCACUCCAGGACAAUAACAGAAAAAUUAAUGCUGAAGAAGUUAUUCAUUAUUAUAUGCAUGGAAAACUUUUACUAGUAGAAAAACUGUUGUAGGCAUGUGAAGUUUCACACUCUAUAUAAUAGUGAAUGAAUGAAAGUCUUCAGUGAUUUUAAUUCCGUAGUCAACAUGUAGUUUCUCACACUGUAUAUAUACAUUGAUAGAAUCAGAUGAAACGUUAGACUUUGCAUUAGAAAUCCCUGACUAGGAAAAACAUUUAUCAAGAAUGUCUUAAUAGAGUUUAGUCAUUAAAUUGUAAUUUUGCCUAAUGGCCUCUUAUUAUAAAAAUAUAAGAAAGAUAUGUAGAAUUGUGACAUCAUCUGGGAAUUCUAAAUUCAGUAUUUUGUAACAAUAAUUUUUUUGCAGUAGUUCUUGGAACUGCAUAUGAGGCAAACUUGUUGCUGAAAAAUCCAUUAUGUUGGUCAGGGUCCUAUUUUUCAUGCAGCAAUAGUAAUUAUGAUUGGAUUCAACUAGAAAGUGUCUUUGAAUAUUAACUGAAAAACAUAGAACACAAGAUGAUGCGUCAUUACUACAUAUUGUUAACCACGUAUGUAGGUCGUAAUGAUGAAUUAAAGAUUCUUAUAUAGAUAGUUUGUGACUGAACCCUGUAUAAAUUUUCAUUUUAAAAUGCCAUUAUUGAAACAAAAAGGGUAUUACCUAACAAUAAGGGGGUCCAUUCAACAACAGGAUAUAACAUCUAUAAAUAUUUAUGCGCUCAACAUAGGAGCACCUACAUAUAUAAAACAAAUACGAACAGAUGUCAAGGGAGAGACAGUUAUGCAGUAGAAGGGGGAUGUUAAUACACACUUUCAUCAAUGAACGAAUCAUUCGGACAAAAAUCAGAUAACAUCUACCAUAAGUGACACGUUAGAUGAGAUGGACGGACUUCACAGAGGUACACCGCACACUUCAUCCCAAAGCAGCAGAAUAACAUACUCUUGGCAAGUUUCCAUGAGACAUUCUCCAGAAUUGGUCAUAGUUACUGCCUGUUAGUAGCAAUGAGUAAUUUUUUUUUCUCUUUUACCCAAGCCAUGUAAUUGCCCCUCUUCCUCGUUCUCCUAUAAAGCCCUUGCUUUCACCCCACAGAUAGGACACUUUUCUGUUUACUGCUGGAAUCGGUGCUCCCCAAACUGCAAAUCUUUAAUCCCAAGUAAACACUCAUCUGCCUCUCGUUGCAGCUCUUGUUUUCAGUUGGCAAUGGGGACAAGUAAUGUUUCUUUUCUUUUCUUGGCCAGGCGCUACAGAGCAUGACCUGGGAGAGCUGACUUUGGAAGGAACUCUCUAUUCUGGCUCUCCCAGUUUUCAGGAUCCAACCCGCAGCUCCAGAAUGAGUGUGAUCACUCUGCCACUGCCUCAAAACGUGCCAUCAUAGGCCACCAAACGAUUGAAGAAAAAUAAUAGUUCAAAAAAACAUUUUAAUAUUUAUUUAUUUUGGAGAGGGAGAAGGAGAGAGAGCAUGACCAGGGGAGGGACAAGAGGGGGAGAGAGAAAAUCCAAGCCAGGCUCUACGCUGUCAGUGCAGAGCCCGAUGUGAGGCUCAAACUCACGAACUGAGAUCAUGACCUAAGCCAAAAUCAAGAGUCAGAUGCUCACUCGACUGAGCCACCCAGGCGCCCCUCCAUUACAUGUGUUGAUGACUGCCCCGCACCGGUGUGUUCAAACUUAACAACUCUGCCACUCACAGCCCCCAUCACUGGUGCACACAGAUUUCCCCAUCUCUGAACCAUUCAGACCCUGGAUUCCAGUUUCACACUGGUCAGGAUCUGGCCUUUCCUUCACCACGGCCCUAACAAGUCUCACAGGCCUGAUGCCACGAUGCUACUUUCCCUUCUCCCAGGCUUCCCAGUGGCCUGUGGGCCUGUAGUGGACUUACUGGUGCUCCGGGGUUUGACUGUUGCCAGGCAGACCUUGCUUUUCACCUCCUGCAUGCACUGAUCCCACGGUGAACAAAACGCCCUCGACACACACAAUCUGAUAACAUGUUCUGACAAUCACAUGUAGACCUUCCACCCUGACCACACUCUCAACAGACGCAAUAAUGGCCAACACCCCCACAGUCAAACAACGCAGGGACACACAACUGUGUACAGAUCAUAUGACUAUAUAGUUUCUGACCACACAGAAUUGGUGACACACAUAUAGUCAUCAUAUAAAGGGAAUCUGGCUGUGCAUGUGUGUUUUGGUGUUGAGGCGUUUCACAUGUUGCCAUCAACAUGACAACCCAGGGCUUAGAGGGGAGAGGCUCAAGGCACAGAAUGUGUGCUGAUGCCCAUCAGAGCCUGGCAGUGCUCGUUCUUGGUAUAUUGUGUAAGAGGCAGGUGGAGCCUAAGGAUCUGCAUACUAAGUGUUUGGUACAAACAUACCAGCCAAAAAAAUUUUUUUUGGUAGAAAAACAUGCAGAAAAUUUGGCCAGGGUCCCGUGAGAAUGCAUGAAGGAUUCAGUAUGAGUCCAAACUGUCAGCUGAGGAUUUUUCCUCAGAAGAUUCAUAUUGCUCUUAAAACUUGCAUAUAAAUGUUGUAUACAUAUAAACACUGAAGCAUUCUUUGCGUUAAAAUAUUUCAAGUAGGGGUAACCUGGAUGGCUCAGUCGGUUAAGUGUCCCAACUUUGGCUCAGGUCAUGAUCUCACAGUUAGUGGGUUCGAGCCCCACAUUGGGCUCUGCACUGGCAGUUUGGAGCCUGGAAUCUGCUUCGGAUUCUGUGUCUCCCUCUCUCUACCCCUCGCCUGCUUGUGCAGGCUUGCUCGCUCUCUCUCUCUCCCAAAAAUAAA